AAAUCAUUUGGUAAAAUGGAUAAUCCCAGUGGUUCCGCUCCGAUAACCGAAGAAACAGCGGAAGAAAUAAUACGAGAAUCAUCAGAUUUGGCAAAUGAUUCUUUAGAUGUGGUUGAGCCAUCAAGUGAACCCAAACCCGAAAGCCUAUCCGAUGAAGACAAUUUUGACGACCAUAAUUACGAAACCAUCGAUGACUCGCCCCAGGAUCUACCGGAUGGGGUGCAAUACUACCCGCCUCCGAAACCUUCUCCAACGUCGUCAGUCAACAGCUUAGGCAGUCAACGUUUGACCCUUUCCUCCCGUGAAGGGCAUCGCUGGAAUGCAUUGUCGCGGCCGAAAUGCCACUGCCUGGAGGAUACCAUCGAACAGUUCCGGAAAGUGCUCGAUCCCAGCAAGGUGGACAACUUGAGAAGACAGCUGCACGAUCAAAAAAUUAUCAGGGAAGUAACUGAAGGCAAACAUCUCGACUGCUGCACCCGACCUCCGACGCCCCAACCACCAAGUGGUCGCCGUCAGCCAAUUGAUUCCCGACAACAAGAACAAAUAACUCAAAAGUUCAACGCACGACUCAAGCGGGAUGCGUUCGAUCGCCUGAUGGAUAAAGUAUUCACCAUGCUACCUCGCCUGGUGCUACAGGCGGACAUCACCGACAUGUCCCACCUUUCGUCCUCCACGCAGCAAAUGGUUAACGUUAUCAUCUCCACCCUCAACAGUUACGCUGGUAAACCGCUAACCAUUCACGAUCACGAGCUGUACCUUCAUGUGGCCGUCGGAUUGGCGCGAUUCUUUGAAGAUGUCAUCGAAUCCGUUCGGCGGAAAGUUUACUCCAAUGAAAGCAUCUCCGGCAAAGAGGGCAAUAAAUGGAAGGGAAAGUGUAGUAUGGCUACGGCAACUCUGGAGAAAUUUAGUGAAGAUUUGGAUAACAUUCAGCGGUCGAGGGAAAUACUAAAAUUAAGGUAUUCGAGCAACGCUAGUUUGAGUAAAGAAAGCGACGAUCAAUAA
Aedes albopictus (Asian tiger mosquito) is the source of this 1002-nucleotide messenger RNA. RefSeq lists its product as uncharacterized. The record is from RefSeq and is a predicted model, not a curated record. Lineage: Eukaryota; Metazoa; Arthropoda; Insecta; Diptera; Culicidae. The coding region runs from base 16 to 1002 and encodes 328 amino acids. The transcript has 2 exons.